AUGCUGACCUCCAUAUUUUGGAGGUUCCUUCUGUUGGCAGGCCUGUGCUGCCUGGUACCCAGCUCCCUGGCUGAAAGCCCCCAGGGAGACGUUGCCCAGGAAACAGAUGCAUCCAAACAUGACCAGCACCCAACCUGCCACAAGAUCUCCCCAAACCUGGCCAACUUCGCCUUCAGUCUAUAUCAUGAGGUGGCCAAUACAUCCAAUACCACCAACAUCAUCUUCUCUCCCGUGAGUAUUGCUGUAGCCUUUGCACUGCUUUCGCUGGGCACCAGAUCUAACACCCAGGCCCAGAUCCUGAAGGGCCUAGAGUUCAACCUUACAGAGAUAUCUGAGGCCGAGAUUCAUGAAAGUUUCCAACACCUCCUCAAUACCAUCAACCAUCCGGACAACCAGCUCCAGCUGACCACCGGCAAUGGGCUGUUCGUCAACGAGAGUAUGAAGCUAGUGGAAAAGUUUUUGGAGGAUGCCAAGACGUUGUACCACUCGGAAGCCUUCUCUGUCAACUUUAAGGACACAGAAGCAGCCAAGAAACAGAUCAAUGAUUACGUGGAAAAAGGAACCCAAGGAAAAAUUGUGGAUUUAAUCAAAGAGCUUGACGAAAGCACAGUUUUUGCUAUGGUGAAUUACAUUUUCUUUAAAGGCAAAUGGAAAAAACCCUUCCAGGAAGAGCACACUGAAGAUGCAGACUUCCACGUGGAUGAGGCGACCACAGUCACCGUGCCCAUGAUGAGGCGCCUGGGCAUGUUCAAUGUCCACUACCAGGAGGAGCUGUCCAGCUGGGUACUGCACAUGGACUACAUGGGCAAUGUCACAGCCAUCUUCAUCCUGCCUGAGCAGGGCAAGAUGCAACAGCUGGAGGCAGGCCUCACCAUGGAUUCCUUCCACAAGAUUGUGGACCACAAGUACAUGAGGUCAGCCAAAGUGUUCCUCCCCAAAGUGUCCAUCUCUCAGUCCUACAAUCUGAAGGAACUCUUGGGCAAACUGGGCAUCACCCAGGUCUUCAGCAAUGCAGCCGACCUCUCAGGGAUCACUACUAUGGCACCCCUGAAGCUGUCCAAGGCGGUGCACAAGGCUAUGUUGACCAUGGAUGAGAAAGGCACCGUCGCCACAGGGGCCACCGUUUUUGAAGCCAUCCCCAUGUCUAUACCUCCCACUGUUAAAUUCGACCACCCCUUCUUCAUGGUUAUCUUUGAUAAGAAGACCAAGAGCCCCCUCUUUGUGGGAAGGGUGGUGAACCCCUUACAAAAGUAA
Molecule: messenger RNA, 1254 nt
Organism: Chrysochloris asiatica (Cape golden mole)
Lineage: Eukaryota; Metazoa; Chordata; Mammalia; Afrosoricida; Chrysochloridae
Gene: SERPINA1
Product: serpin peptidase inhibitor, clade A (alpha-1 antiproteinase, antitrypsin), member 1
Exons: 4
Coding region: 1-1254 (417 amino acids)
Biological process (GO): negative regulation of endopeptidase activity
Molecular function (GO): serine-type endopeptidase inhibitor activity
Source: RefSeq, a predicted model, not a curated record